This is a messenger RNA of Astrephomene gubernaculifera, 745 nucleotides long. NCBI's taxonomy places the organism in Eukaryota, Viridiplantae, Chlorophyta, Chlorophyceae, Chlamydomonadales, Astrephomenaceae. The record is from the annotation of a GenBank genome assembly.
AGCUGAGAUACCCCGCCGGUGUGCCGUACAAGCGGGUGGAGUCGCAGCUGCUGUCCUCCGCACACAGGGCGGUGGAAGGCGCCAUGAACGCCGCCCUGGACGACCGAAGCCCUAAAGCCCGCGCCGCUGCCGCAGCUGCCGCAGCUGCCGUCUUGGCGCCGCCUAAUCGCGGUGGCCGCUGGCUUGGCGCCACGGCCCAAGUAGAUUGCCUGCGCGGCUGCAUCGAGGUGGUCCUCCGGCUGCAGUACACGGGAGCCGAUCUGGACGAUGAAACGCUUUCCCGCGGUCUCUCAGCCCUGGAGCGGGAGCUGCAGCAGCAGGUGGUAACAACCGGACCGCCUGCUGCGGCGGCGGCAGCGCCUGCAGCACCAGCCGCCUUCGUCGAAGCACCGGAAGCACCUGCAGAUCCCGCCGAGCCCGCAGAGGACCCAGCAGUAGCUGAAAGGCAGGCAGCAGCGGCGGCGGGCCCGGUUGCGGAGGAGGAGGGCGAGCCCCUCCUGGUGGCGCUGCUGCAGCCCGGGGUGCGGGCGGUGCCGCUGGUGGCGCACAUGCAGCCGCCCGUACUGGCGGUAAUGCGGGGCGGUGAGGGCGCAGCCAGCCAACCCGCCGAGCAGCAUGCGGCCGGCAGCAGCAUCUCCCGUCGGGUUCGCUUGGAGCUGUUCCUGGACACUGCAGGGGGAGGAGUCACAGACGCCGCUGCAGGCGGUCCGGAUGCGGGCGGCAGUGAAGCGGGAGGCGGUGACAG